CUUCUGCUUUGCUUCGCCUUGUUCUUGCCCCUGCUUGUCACACUGUCGCCCGGCCAUUGUUUUGCUGCACGCCGUUGCAUUACGCUAGUGCUCGUCUACACAGCUCAUCCGUGGACGCCGGUCGACUGCCUGCAGCCAACAGGCCUGCUCGACGUCGACGGUCGACCCCCGGCGAGCACGUGCACAAUGCACCCCUCUCUAUGACAUGCGUGCAUCUGUCCCCUGUCCUCUGCACGCCUCGGCGGCCAGAGCAAUCAAGGCCAAGUCGACGGUGCCGCGGCAGAGCUUCUCCCUGGCCGAUGUCAAGACCACGCCGCCGACGGAGGUGGUCCGCAGCACCAAGGCCAACCUCGGCAACACGCACGCAAGGGCAACACGGGCAACAAGGGCCGCAAGCAUACCCACGCCACCAAGUGCAAGAUGUCGGCGGCCCACAACGGCAAGAAGUACACCCACGAGACCAAGGCCAAGAUGCCGGCAGCCAAGAAGCGUUGCGUCUAGAGAACCCCUCCCCCUUAACACAGCAGCGGAGAUGCAGGAAGCCACUCGCGCCAGCCUCAAGCAGGCUCAAGCGGCCUGGUCGUGGGCCUGGUCUCUGGGUUAACCGCGGCCUUCAGGCCCUCCUCGUCCAGGCGCACUGGCUUCAAUUGUUCUCGCUAUAAUAAUGACAUUGUCACUCACUCGGCUGUGGCUGGCUGAAGAGCGGAGUGGACAAGGACUGAGUACUUGCCCCGCUUAAGACAAGGAC
This is a messenger RNA of Chlamydomonas reinhardtii, 748 nucleotides long. RefSeq lists its product as uncharacterized. The record is from RefSeq and is a predicted model, not a curated record. Lineage: Eukaryota; Viridiplantae; Chlorophyta; Chlorophyceae; Chlamydomonadales; Chlamydomonadaceae. The transcript is spliced from 3 exons. The coding region runs from base 206 to 604 and encodes 132 amino acids.